Loa loa (African eye worm) is the source of this 835-nucleotide messenger RNA. RefSeq lists its product as hypothetical. Lineage: Eukaryota; Metazoa; Nematoda; Chromadorea; Rhabditida; Onchocercidae. The transcript has 4 exons. Bases 59 to 478 code for a protein of 139 amino acids. The record is from RefSeq and is a predicted model, not a curated record.
CAAAUUUUAGAUCUCGGAUUUCACGCUAAACUAGCUAACAUUAACAACUGCAAGAAAAAUGGGCGACAUCAGUCUGAACACUCGCUAUCUGAGCAGCAAUCGCGGUAUUAUCAAAAUUGUGCAAAUUGUCCUCGGUUUCAUCGUCUGUUCUCUCCUUUGCACUUCAUGGUAUGGCGGUCGAUCAUGCUUCGGUGAAGGUCGAAUUGGAUUUUGUUCCGGCCUGAACUUUGUCGUCUUGAUCAUCAACCUCGUCCUUUUCAUCGUCAAUUUUCUCAAUAUCACUGCUUGGAAGAUGGAACGAGUGUAUUCAGCAAUAUGCAUGAUUCUUUUUCUGGUUGCAUCAAUCCUUAUCAUCUGGUUUAUCAUCGAAGUGAAUACUAGCCGAACUUCCCUCAUUGUUACUACCAUCUGUCUCAUUGUCGAAUGUUUUUCGUUCCUGUGGGAUGUAAAAAUUCUUCAGGGCGAAGCUUCCAACUAAAUAAAGGAUUUAUGGCGUUUCAGUCCAACCUUAUGACCGAUAUGUUGGAUAUUCAUCAUUUCCCGCUUUGUCCUCUUCAGGAUCCUUUGAUUCAACUUAAUUUACAUCCCACUUUUAUCCAGUUAUUUGAUUAAAAAUUCCCAAAAGGAUUGUUCCCAAAAGGAUUGCUCCUUUUCCUUGAUAUUGUUUCAUUCGCUUUUAUUUCCCGCCAAAAUUUUAUUGCUAUAAUGAAAAUUAUUUCCGGUUUUUAAAACUCUAUUCAUGUGAUGUAAAUGAAUUAGUUGCUUCGCAUGACUAAUUUUGGGAUGUAAAUUCUCGAAAUUUUUCAGAUUAAUUUUCGUUCUCAUUUCUAUACCC